AUGUCCAUCGCCAACACGGCCGCCCAGGCCAUGCUCUCUGAUGCCCUGCUAACAGAUAGCAACUGGCACCACCGAAUCAGACACCUGGAGCUAGAGCUGCCCCUGGACAAGGUCAUCAAAUUUGUGUCAGUGGGGCUGCCUCUCCUGCUGGUAUCUGUGGCCUUUGCCCGAGAGGUCUCCAUUGGACCACAGAUUAGUUGUUUCCCACCCAGCAACUUUACUGUUAAACAGGCAGCAUAUGUGGACACGUACUGUUGGGACUCCCUGAUGCAUCACGAGUUUGAUACGGAUGGCAACUUUGAUGAACGUUCUCUAUGGGUGCAUAAAAUGUUCCCCUACUCUCUGCUGAUCAUGGCUAUGAUGAUGUAUCUGCCCGCUCUAAUCUGGCGUUUCUUGGCCAUGCCAAGCCUGGGCUCUGACCUGCUCUUCAUCAUCGAUGAGCUAGACAAGUCCUACAACCGCUCCAUCCGGUUGGCACAAAAUAUUUUGGACCUACAGAAAAACUCUGAAAAUUCUCAGGAGUUCCAAGCAGAACUUGAGAGAGCAAAGCGGAAGCGUUACUUUGAGUACCCUCUGCUGGAGAGGUACAUGCAAUGCAAGCACGGCUCCUAUUUCUUGGUCAGCAUGCUCUUCCUGCGGGGAUUCCUUCUGUUGACCUUCAUGUCAGCAUCCUGCCUCUAUCUGAUCUAUUUCCAUUUGUCAGCCUUCAUCCAGGAUGAGUUCAGCUGCUUUGUGCGCACAGGGCUCCUACGAGACCAGCCCUGGGUACCAGAGCUGGUGCAAUGCAAGAUGACAAGCCUAUUGGUCUUCCAGGUAAUCAGUGUGGCGAAUGGGGCCAUCUACCUACUGCUGGCACCAAUUGUACUCUUCAGCUUACUCCGACUCUUCUGCUGGGACACCACUUUCCUCUCCCUGUACGAAGUACUACCAGCCCUGGGCCUCAUCAGUGGACGCAAGCUGGGCUGCCCACUCAAUGACCUCAACGUUCUCCUUCUUUUCCUGCGUGCCAACGUGGCUCAUCUCCGCUCGUACGGACGCCUACGGGCUGUGUGCUCUUUGGCACCCCCUCAGCUAAGAAGAGAACAGGGCAAACCCAUGCUGACAGAAGAACAGGCUGAGGAGAUGGCGGAGGCAGUGGAGGAGCUAGAGGAGGAGGCGCAGGAGGCGCGAGAAGAGGGAAAGCAUAACCUUGUUGAUAUCAUGACUAUCCUGGGAAGAGCUCGUGGCAACGCCGUGAAUUGCCCAGAGCAGAAGCCCCUGGUGGAAGAAAGUAUGACACUUGGUACUAUUACUCUCAUUUACUUUCUGAAACGAGCGCUGUUAGUAGGCAUUUUUGUGUACAUUAUUUGGGAUGUUCAGAAAAUCAUCAAAUGA
Molecule: messenger RNA, 1374 nt
Organism: Chanos chanos (milkfish)
Lineage: Eukaryota; Metazoa; Chordata; Actinopteri; Gonorynchiformes; Chanidae
Product: pannexin-3
Exons: 4
Coding region: 1-1374 (457 amino acids)
Biological process (GO): cell-cell signaling; monoatomic cation transport; positive regulation of interleukin-1 production
Cellular component (GO): plasma membrane
Molecular function (GO): wide pore channel activity
Source: RefSeq, a predicted model, not a curated record